CGCUUAAAUAGAAGGAAUGUCAUCUUUUUUUAUAAUUUAAGUCAUAUAUAUAUAAGCGCAGUAGUAAUAAGAAGCUAUAGGAGUUUGAUAUAGCAUUUACAUUUACAAUUCAGUGACUUUAGCCCUCCGGAGUAUACAGCAAUAGAGACCUAGCCUAUAUUUUCUGGAUUUAAAAGCAGGAGGAUUUUUAUUACAUCUCUAGUCAAUGGAAAGUUAACUCUUACUGGAGAUGGAUUGGUGUUUAAAAGGGAGAGUUUAUCUCCCAUUUAUGGUGCUAUAUUGUUUAAUCUUAGUUUCACAAGUUCAUACUGCCCCAUCUUUCACUAAGAGUACUUUCGAUCCUGAGGUGAAUGAAGACGUUGCCAUAGGAACAAGUCUUCUGCAACUAACUGCUGUUGAUCCUAGCUCAUCAGGUCUAAUAUUCUCAUUGAACAAUAGAGAUGGGAGUCCUGCCAUGGAGUAUGUCAUCCUUGAACCAACCACUGGGAAUAUCUUCCUUAAAAGAUCUCUUGAGGACUCCUUGAGUGCCAAUGAACUCAAGUUAAGGGCCAGAGUUACCAAUGAUGCCUCAGAAUCCGCAGAUGCAGAUGUUACUAUUACAAUUGUGCGUGAUGAAGGGGUACCUGUCUUUCAAAACAUUGAUACAUACAGUGUUACUGUUGGGGUCAGCAAACAGCCUGGCUUUGAGGUGUUUACUGUGCGUGCAACUGAUGGUGAUCUCGAGGGCCAGAUUCACUAUGCAAUAGUUGGGGUAUACCCCAUAACCGAUUACUUCCAAAUAAGGAAUGAUACAGCUUCCCCAGGAUCAGCAGUAAUAUCAGUCAGCAAGUCUCUAUCAGAUCUGAACUCAUGUGAACAUAUUUUGAGAAUUUCGGCAUAUGACAGCACUUUUGCUGACCAUAAAGCCUUUGCAGACCUGAAGAUCACAAUCAAUAGAGAUGAGAGCAUCCCUCGCUUCGAAAAAUCCAUCUACAACGGAGAGGUCUCGGAGACUGCACAAAUUGGAGAUUACAUUGAGACAACAGUCCAGGCUAUUGAUAGUGAUGGGGACUCUCUUAAAUAUGAAGCAAUUGGUGUCAAUGAUGCCCCACAGUUUUUCCAUGUAGACCCAAUAUCAGGAAGAAUCUAUGUAAAGCAACUGUUGUAUGGUGGAUCCACAGCUAGCUAUACACUACGAGUACGUGCAACAGAGACACAGACAAGUGACAAAUCAUACACAAAUCCUGAUGCUGAUGUGGUUAUAACGGUACAGCGUGACAAGGGUCCCCCUGUGUUUGAACAGGCCACAUAUACGCCUCCCAGUAUCAGUGCUAAUACAGGUACUGGAAGCAUUGUAGGAACUGUAAAGGCUGUUGAUCCAGACCCAAAGGGCAUUUUGAGGUACAAGGUAGUAGGAGACUAUCCUGCCGAUGCUUUCUUUACUGUUGGAGAGACCACUGGAACUGUUUCAGUCUCAAGAGACUUAAGGGAGGAUGUCAUGAAAAAUCUACAGUACUCAGUCAAAGUUCAAGCAUUUGAUGAUGCAGCUCCAAUGGCAACUGGAGAGACAACAAUGGUUGUCAAGGUAACACGCAACACCAGGGCUCCAACUCUUCAAACUGAUGCUUCAUCAAACAUAGUCCUCAAGGAGAGUCAGGUUAUAGGAGAGGUUUUUAUAACAGUUCUAGCAGUAGAUAAUGAUGGGGGUACAGUUACUUAUGGAUUGAAAAAUACCGACGCUCUGACUAAGUCAUUCUUCUAUGUGGACCCUUCUACUGGUGCCGUAUCAACCAGAAAAUCUCUCAAGAACUCUGUAGGAAGCACUUUCAAUUUGAUUGUUGAGGCCUGCGAUGAUGGGAACCCCAAGUUAUGCACUGAUUCCACUAUCUCUCUGACUGUGAUGCAGUCUGAAUACAAGCCAAAGUUCUCACAGGCUCAGUAUGAUCUCUCUGUCAGGGCAGACACAUCUACGGGAGUCUCAAUUGGCAGAGUGGUUGCUACAGAUGAUGAUCUUAAGGGUAAUCUAAUCUACACAGUGACAGGAAGGGCACCUGGUGAUUCUUACUUUGGGGUGGACAUGCUACAAGGCAUCAUUCGUGUCACUGAUGACCUCUCAAAAGAUGACAAUGAAAUGUACAUGCUUGAUGUCCAAGUGUAUGAUGACCAAGACCAGGGAAACAAAGCCACAGCUAUUGUUGCAAUUACAGUGAACCGUAAUCCCAGCACUCCUGUGUUUGAACAGAACCCAUACACUGUAAGAGUGAGGGAGAAGAGACCUCUGGGAGAUGUCCUUGUUCAAGUAGUAGCCUCUGAUGCAGAUACUAAUGAUCGCCUGGCAUAUACAUUGAUGGGGAAUAGUCUUGCCAUUCGGUACUUCUAUGUCCAUCCUUUCACAGGAGAGGUUGCUCUUAAGAAACAACUUGCAGAAGGAACAUCAGAGACAUAUGACCUGCAGAUCAUGGUGAGUGACCAGGCUCUUCCAACUGCAAAGACUGCCACAACUCAGGUGUUAGUCAGUGUGGUUCGUGAUGUGGACCCACCAUACUUCAUCUCAGACCCAUACUAUCGUAAAAUUCUGGAGACUCAUCCUGUUGUUGGUACUGUCACUGAGGUCCUGGCUAGGGAUGACGAUAUGUAUGAGGGCAACAAGAUUAAAUAUGAACUUGAUGGAGUCUACCCUGCUCAAGAUUUCUUCUAUGUGACUCCUACUGGCGUGAUCAGAGUUAAGAGGGACCUACGUGAUGAUCCUUCAGAGCUGCCAACAUACAAGUUGACAGUUAAAGCCACUGACCCUGACAAUCCAGAAAACCCAACAUAUGGAACAGUCACAGUUGAUGUAGAUCGUAACCUCAAUGGGCCCAAGUUCCACCCUACCAAUUAUGUGAGGUAUAUCACUGAGAAUUUUGUACUUGGAAACACAAUCAUUAACCUGAAUGCAACUGAUGAAGACAAAGGGGAUGUUAUAACUUUCAUUCUGAGAAGUGCUACAGAUGAUGGAAAUGACUAUUUCUAUGUCCAUGAAAGGAAUGGUGCUGUUAUCCUAAAAAAGAUCUUGAUAGAUAACCCUAUCAAGAAGUAUGAGUUGAUAGUUGAUGCAGUAGAUGACAGUGGACGUAAUGCAACCACUAAGGUCACCAUUCACAUAGUGCCAGAUGAAAGUAAACCAGAGUUCAGUCCUACUAACAACACAGUGGACACAGAUGAAAACCAACCAAUAGGGAAGGUCUUGAAAACUGUCACAGCAACUGAUGGAGAUUUAAAGGGCCGUAUGCAGUAUGAAAUUAUUGGACUGUAUCCUGCUGAGGAUUAUUUUAGCAUCGAUAGGAACACUGGACAAAUCGCUGUGUUAGGCGAUCUGAGGGAGGACCCUCUCAAGCUGUUCAUGUAUACACUGCGUGUCAUUGCCUAUGAUAGCCUCAGUCCAACAGAGCGAGCACAGAGAGAUUUCUACUUUUAUGUGGCACGUAAUCUUCAUGGGCCAGAAUGGAUGUUUGAUACAUUUUCCCGUGCUAUCAGACUACCAGUGGAGACACCUACUGGCACUUCUGUGGUCAAAUUGCAGGCUAAGGAUAAAGAUGUAAAUGAUGUCAUACGCUAUGAUGUGAAGGAUGACAACUCAGGAAGGAGUGCAUUGGAAUAUUUCUGGUUAAACAAGGACACUGGAGAUUUGAUACUGAGGAAAAAUCUUCCACAAAGUCUCAGAUUCUUCUAGUUCAGUGUGAUAGCAAGUGACCAAUCCAAUCCAGAGAGAACAAAUGAGACAACAAUCCAAAUAACUACAAGGUUGGAUGAUGAGGCACCCAAGUUUGACUCAAGUCGAUAUGUUGUUAAUAUAAAUGAGGACCAUGAUGUCAAUGGAACUUCCAUAGAGACCGUAACAGCUACUGAUGAGGAUGGCACAAUUGGCAAUCUAGUGUAUGAAGUGGUUGGGGAUGUACCAGCGCCAUCUUUCUUCUGGGUGACCCAAGGUGGCCUUGUUUAUAUCAGCCAGCCCCUUAAGGGGCAUUACAUUGACAAAUACUAUCUACGUAUCCAUGCAUACGAUGAUGCCAAACCUACUUUUAAGUCUGAAGCCAUAGUUGAGAUCAAUGUUGCACGUAAUCCUAACAAGCCAGAAUUUACUGGUCUCACAGGAGGUAAAAUUGUAGCUGUUCUUCCCACUAGUACGCCAUUGGGACAAGUAGUUGGUGACUUUAAUGCUACAGAUGCUGAUAAUGAGGAUGUACUACGCUACAGCUGGAAGAACAUCUAUGGUCCUGGAACUGACUUAUUCUUCCUCAAUCCUAGCACUGGUGUUGUAACAUUAAAGAAAUCUCUCAAAGAAACAAAUGUCAACAAUUUCACAAUCCCAGUCAUUGUGUCUGACAAUGGCUAUCCCUCCAAGAGUGCAGAGGCCAUACUUGAAGUGAAAAUCAUAGGAGAUCGUGAUGCACCUUAUUUCACCAAUUCAGGGCCAUUCAAUGGAACAGUAUCUGAGAAUGAACCUGAGGGACAUGUCUUCUUCACUGAGCUUGAUGCCAAAGACCCUGAUGCUCAGGGUAAACUGGUGUAUGAGUUGAUAGGUGUACCACCAACAGGGCAGUACUUCGCAGUUGAUCCUAACAAUGGAGAUAUCUCUGUUAAGACAGACUUAACAAGAGAUGAUCAAAGCCCAUACAUUGCUGAAGUAGUUGCUUAUGAUGACUUGAACCCAGAAGUACGUGCUACAGCCACUGUUACAAUCAUUGUGUCUAGGAAUGAGCAUGGACCUGUGUUUAGUGAGAACCCAUACCUGGCGGAUGCAUCUGAGAACACACCUCUUGGUCAAGAACUCAAGAACAUCACAGCCACAGAUGAAGAUGAUGAUGUAAUCAGCUACAGAAUUGUUGGAGGGGAAGAAGAAUUGAAAUAUUUCUACCUCAACCCUGACAAUGGCAAGCUUAUACUGAGACGAUCAUUGCAUCCAGGAACACAGACUCUCUACAAUAUUACUGUUGAAGCAAGUGACAACAGCUCACCAGAGAGAUUUGCUAGAAGCCAAGUGUUAGUGAAAGUUGAUCGUGAUACGCAUCUCCCCGUGUGGACCAAAGAUCCAGAGGAUCCAACCAUUGAUGAAAAUAGACCUGAGGAUCCUACUGAUCCUAUCACUCAUGUCAAUGCAACUGAUCCUAACCUCAAGGGUGAACUUGUGUAUGAGCUCAAUGGAGUUUAUCCAUCAGAGGAAUUCUUUGGUGUAAACAGGAAGACUGGCGCCAUCUAUGUGAAAAAGUCUCCACGCCUUGACCCUGCCAAGAGAGACCGCUAUUCAUUGAAAAUUGAUGCCUAUGAUACAGCCUACCCCAAGAAUGUUAUCACCACCUACAUCACUGUGUAUGUCACAAGAAAUCCUUCACGCCCUGUGUUUCCCGUUGAUCCUGAGCAACCCAAGAUUCCUGAAGAUAUUGAUCCUGGAACAGAAGUUAAGCCACAUGUAACUGCAGAGGACCCUGAUGGGGAUGAGGUUACUUAUGAACUAGUGGGUGAUGAACUGGCUAAGGAACAUUUCUAUGUUGAUCCUAGCACAGGACAGAUCUAUGUAAAGAAACCUCUCACUGAGGGGGAGAAACCACUGCCAGACUUCUAUAAUUUAACAAUCAAGGCUACAGAUAAUGGUGAACCACCUAAGUCUUCCUAUACCAAUGUUAUUGUGAACGUCGAUCGUGACAAGUUUGCCCCAGAAUUCACUGGGACACCAUACAACAAAACUCUGGAUGAGGAUGUCCCAAUAACCACUCCUGUUGUCACGGUAACAGCAACAGAUGCUGACCAAUGGGGUGAUCUUGUGUAUGAGAUAGAGAGUGUGUCUCCCCCUGCAGAACUAUUCUCUAUCAACCCAUCUACAGGUGCUAUAACAGUUUCUAAGUCCCUGGAGAGUGGCAGUCAACCUAUGUAUAAACUCGCGGUUGCUGCCUUCAGCUCGAGGUACCCUAACAACAAGGGACAUGCAGAUGUUACAGUGUAUAUCACACGUAACCUGAAUGGGCCUAAAUUCCCCGAUGGUGGAUUCAAGGCAAAGGUUGGGGAGACCAUCCCUAAUGGUGACCAUGUUACAACAGUCACAGCAACGGAUGAUGAUAACGACCUAUUAUACUACACAUUGGAGGGAGAUUCCAACUGCACAGAAUAUUUCUAUAUUGAUAGUUCAACAGGGAAGGUUAACCUCAAGAAACUUCUUACUGAGACCACAAUAUUGCAGUUCCAGUGUGUUAUACGUGCCAAUGACCAAGCUGUGCCAAACUCCAAAUCUGCUGAUACUCCUCUGAUCAUUGAUGUAGACAGAACAUUCAAGGGGCCAAGUUUUACAGUAGAUUACACCACAAGGAAUGUAUCCGAAACAACACCUGUUGGUCAACUUGUUGCUGUUCCUGAGAUUACGAGCACAGGGGGCCAUAAGUUUGAGAUGGUUGGUUAUUACCCCGGAGAUGUAUUCUUUGAGAUACACCCUAACACUGGGGCAAUCACCGUUAAGAAAAGUUUGCUGGAGGACUCACUCAAAACAGUAAAGUAUGAGCUUCGUGUAGCAGUGUACUACGUAGACUUCCCCUACUAUAAAUCCUACACUACAAUAGGCAUCAACUGUCUUCGCAACCAGAAUGGGCCCCAGUUCCCCACAGGGGUGGUAUAUAGGGUCACUAUAGAGGAUGACAAACCUACAGGGGAGGAAGUUAUUACAGUUACUGCUACAGACAAUGAUGAUUCUGAUAGUCUGAUCUAUACAAUAACAGGGGAUGCCACAGCUAGAGAAUUCUUCCUGAUUGAUCCAUUGUCGGGCGAAAUACAGCUGAAAAAAACUGUCCGUUAUGAUGAAAGCUUAACAUAUGAGCUUGCUGUCUCAGCAGCAGAUCCCCAGGACAGGUAUGGGUCAACUACAGUGUAUGUUGAUGUGAACCGUGAUUCAAGGCCACCAUUGUUUAUAGGCAAUUACUUUGGUAAUGUAGCUGAGAAUGAUCCUAUUGGUUACUCUGUUGUCACCGUGGCAGCCAUUGAUCCAGAUCUCAAGGGUGACCAAGUGUAUGAAUUGACAGGAAUAUUCCCAGCUAAUAUUUUCUUUGGCAUAAACAGAACCUCUGGUACCAUCUAUAUUAGGAAUGAUCUGAAGGGAGACUGGAUGAAAAGAUCAACCUAUACUGCUCUGAUAGAGGCCUAUGAUACCCACUACCCAGAGACUAAAGCAAAGAAAAAUGUGACAAUCACUGUACGUCGUAAUCCAAAUGGACCUGAGUUCUCCCAGUUAGCUUAUAACAAGACAAUUGCGGAGACAUACUCUGUGGGGAACUCAGUGUUGCAAGUGGCUGCCACUGAUGACGAUGGGGAUACUCUUACGUAUACUAUAGAGGGAGCAACAAAUGAUGGCAAAAAUUAUUUCUCGCUCAACCCCCAGUCUGGAAUACUAUUCCUGACCAACACACUUCUACAUACUGCCACAAUGAGAUAUGAUUUCAAAGUUCAGGCAUCAGACAAACAGGUGCCAGAGAGGAAACUGUUGGUCCCAGUUGUAGUAUUCAUUAGUAGGGAUCUUCAGCCUCCAGUCUUCCAGGGCACUCCAUAUGUAUUCAAUGUGCCUGAGAACCACCCUGUCGAUACAGAGCCAUUCGAUGGUGUUCUCGCCCAGGAUCCUGAUGGAACUGGAGAAAUGAGAUACAGAUUGAAAGGAAUUGCGCCUGCAACAGAUUUCUUCAGAAUUGAUCCAAAUACUGGGAAACUAUAUGUAAUAAAGCCUUUGGAUACCGAGACCACUCCAACAUACACACUGAAUGUUGGAGCAAGCAACACAGCAAAUCCUAAAGUUGAGAUUGACACAAUCGUGACGAUUAAUGUAAUCAGGAAUGUGCACAAACCCAUAUUCUCGCCCCCAGAACGUAAUGUCACGGUUGAUGAUGGGACACCCGAGGGAGAACCUAUUGUUACAGUUACAGCCACAGAUGCUGAUCUUCCUGGUCCCAAGAACACUAUCAGGUAUGAGGUUGUUGGAGAUCCUAAAUCAGAGGAGUAUUUCUUUGCCAAACCUACAACUGGAGAGAUAGUGAUCAUCAAAGAUUUAGCUACAGAUCCAGACUUCAACACCAAGUACACUGUGCUUGUGGAGGCUAAGGACAAUGGUUACCCAGCACAGAGCAGCACUGCAACACUCUAUGUGUAUGUAAACCGCAACACUGAACCUCCUUCAUUCCUGGGAGUAGAUGGCUAUGACAAACGGGUUCCCAACAACUGGCCAAUUGGAAAGAAGAUUGUUCAGGUCUCUGCAACUGAUAGGGAUGGCGAGGGGGAUAACAUCAAAGUGACAUUCCUUGUAAAUGGAAAGGGAGCUGAAAGAUUCCAGAUUACCCCAGACACUGGUUUCAUCAGUCUACAUAGUUCACUUGUACCUGAUCAGAUAACUGCUGACAGAAAAUAUGAGAUAUUGGUUGAAGCCAAAGACAGUGGAGUACCCAGCCUCACAUCAUCAGUGACAGUGACCAUCACAGCCUACCCUAACAAUAAGUUACCUGUCUUUGUACCUAAGGAUGAAUAUGAUGUCACUAUACCAGAGGACACUAAGCCUGGUACCACUGUAGAGAAUGUCACAGCUAUAGAUGAUGACUGCCCAGUGGCGUAUGAGAUAGCUGGAGAUGGCCAAGCACCAAACUUCUUCAUCAUCAACCCUGACACAGGAGUUGUGAAACUGAAUGCUUCUCUUGAGGGAGAUUAUAAUGAGAUGUAUUCUAUACGUGUGAUAGCCUAUGAUUCAUGUGACCCGAGACAGACCAAUGUAGCCCUAGUGAAAGUGCAUGUAGAGCGUAACAAGAAUAAACCAAAAUUCACCAAUGCCAAUGUUAAUGUGACAAUCCUUGAGACUUACCCUUUAGGCAAGAAUGUCACCCAGCUGUUUGCCACUGAUAAAGAUCCUGGUGUUAAUGGUGAAAUAACUUACCAUCUGAUUAACACAAAUGGUGUGGAAGAUUACUUUUACAUCAACCCCAAGACAGGUGUAAUUGUGGUUACUACACCACUGACUCAGGAACCCCAGAAGAACAGACAAUAUGUGUUGAAUGUACAAGCCAUGGAUGGUGGACGCCCCCCAAAAUCUGCCCCUGCACAGGUGGUGGUAAAUGUAUUACGUAACAAGAAUGGUCCUACAUUUACGACUCCUGCAAAGACAGUGAACAUAUCUGAGUCUAAACAAGUUGAUCAGAGUAUUCUGGAACUCGAUGCUACAGAUAUCGAUGGGGAUUCCAUAACAUAUGAGUUAACAGGUGACUCUCCAGGACUGUACUACUUCAAGAUUGAUCCUGGUACUGGCAUAUUAUCCUUAAAGCGCCCCCUUUUUGGUGGUAUACUUACGCAGUAUGUGCUCGAUGUCACAGCAACAGAUAGUGGCAAACCUCCAUUGAGUGCCACCACGACUAUUACAGUGAAUGUGGAGCGUAAUCCGAAUGGACCUAAGUUUGGUGAAGCAAAAUAUUCCAAGACAAUCCCUGAGUAUUUUCCACCAAUAGUGGAAACUGUCAUACAACCUGAGGCUGAGGAUCUGGAUGGAGAUUCUGGUCCGGGUGAAAUAACAUACACCCUAGAGCCUGUAGAUGGAGAUGAUGAUGUCUUGGACUUCUUCGUGGUUGGUCCAAAAACAGGGGAAGUCUUUGUCGCCAAGUCUUUGACCUCUGACCCCCAGAAGCGACCUAAAUAUGUGUUUGACAUUUUUGCAACUGACAAUGGUCUACCCAAGCAACAAGGCAGAUCCAGAAUCACAAUAACAGUUCUCCGCAACUCCAAUGCUCCCCAAUUUGUGAACACCACCUAUACAGCAUUAGUUGAUGAAAGGGAGAUUCCAGGUUUUGUUGUUGUUGGGGUUGAGGCAACAGAUGCUGAUGCAGAAUUGCAACCAAAUAGCCCUAACAGCCAAAUAGUCUAUUCCAUCGAUCCUAACAAUGUCAAGGCAAAUCAAUAUUUUGCUAUCCAACCCCAACUGGGCAAUGUAUACAUCAAGAAGCAAUUGAUUGAAGACCCUAACACUAGACAGUACCAGUUCUUAGUCAUGGCUAGUGAUAGCGGGAUUCCAUCAUUGAGUACUACUGCUAGUGUCACCAUUAAUGUGGAGAGGCAUGAACGUAAUACUGAUAGUCUAGAAUUAGGUUUCAGUCUGGAAAAUUAUUAUGUUAGAGUGUAUGAGGAGCUAACAAUUAAUACAACCAUACGGGAACUAAAUGUCAUUAACCAGGCUACAGAUAAGAAUGUUGUUUGUGAAAUAGAUGAAGGAAAUGAUGAAGGCCACUUUGCUGUCAUAUCAACAAAUUUUAAGAAAGACUGUGCCAUUGUUAAUCGUAACGAACUAGACAGAGAGACAACAAGUCGAUACAACCUUACCGUAUCUGUUAAAGAAGUCAGCCAAAAGCGAGCUGCCUCAUAUGCCAUCACAUAUGUGAUAAUUGAUGUGCUGGACCUCAAUGACGAGGCACCUCAGUGGGUCUUCCCAGAUCCCCAACCAUAUCCUAGCCCUUCAACAACCAGUGGCAAGUACUUCACAGCCUUAAGCAAGACAGCAGAUGCAUCAACCUUUAUCAUACAAGUACUG
Messenger RNA from Owenia fusiformis, 10546 nucleotides. Lineage: Eukaryota; Metazoa; Annelida; Polychaeta; Sabellida; Oweniidae. The record is from the annotation of a GenBank genome assembly.